Molecule: messenger RNA, 2895 nt
Organism: Anguilla rostrata (American eel)
Lineage: Eukaryota; Metazoa; Chordata; Actinopteri; Anguilliformes; Anguillidae
Gene: cbx6a
Product: chromobox homolog 6a
Exons: 5
Coding region: 205-2073 (622 amino acids)
Biological process (GO): negative regulation of transcription by RNA polymerase II
Cellular component (GO): PRC1 complex; chromatin
Molecular function (GO): chromatin binding
Source: RefSeq, a predicted model, not a curated record
AUUGCGUCGCAAGUUACAGAGCCGUGCGCAUCAUCCCAGGCGCGUUGCUAGGGGCGACCAAAAAGGGGCCUAUUCGGCCCACGUCACUGCUGCUCUGGCUGUGUGUUGCUUUUGUUGGAUGCGGGCUCUGAACUGGCCGCCAGCUACUAACGUUAGCUAGCUCGCUACAAAUACGGUAGUUCACCUGGGGUGUCGUCGUAAAAGAUGGAGCUCUCUGCGGUCGGGGAGCGCGUAUUCGCCGCGGAAUGCAUCCUCAAACGUCGCAUUCGCAAGGGCAGCAUUGAGUAUCUCGUUAAAUGGAAAGGAUGGGCCAUCAAAUACAGCACGUGGGAGCCAGAAGAGAACAUUUUGGACAGCCGACUGAUUGCAGGAUUUGAACAGAAGGAACGAGAGCGGGAACUUUAUGGGCCAAAGAAAAGAGGACCUAAACCCAAAAAUUUCCUCCUUAAGGCUCGAGCCCAUGCGUCAGAGAGCUCCGCACAAAGCCCCGCCUCCCGCCGCUGCCCCUCCCAGCGUACCCCCUCCAGCCCCUCCCCUUCCUCCGCCCCUUCCCCCUCCUCCUCCACGUCAGCCUCUUCCUCGCUGCCCACUCCCAAACUCCAGUCCAGAGCCGCCUCCCACAAACUGAAGAAGGACAUCCGCCGCUGCCACCGCAUGUCCCGGCGGCCCCUGCCACGCUCCGACCCCCUGGCCCCGCCCCACGGCGCCCGCCCCCCCGUCUCCCCCUUCUCGGAGACCGUCACCAUCCUGAACCGCCGGGUCAAGCCGCGCGAGGCCAAGAGGGGCCGCAUCAUACUCAACCUGAAGGUCAUCGACGGGGGCGGGAACCGCCGGAUCCCCCUGCCGUCCCACCACGCCCGGGCCGCCCAGGGGCGCCAGAACAUCCCCUCCCGAAACCGCAUCAUCGGGAAGAGGUUCAGCGACGUGCCUUUCAGGGGUCCCCCGCCGCCUUUGAGAAUGCCGGGGUUCCCCAUGUACGGGAAGCCGUACGGGGUGCAGCAGGUGUCGCCCAGCGUCGGGCCGGCUCUCUCCGGGACGGGGUGCAGCGGCGAGGCCGGGGGGGACAGUAACUCUACCCCAGCGGGCGGAAACGCGGGCGCAGCACAGCCUGUUCCCCGGUACCAGCCGCCCCCCUCCCCCUCCAGCUCCAGCGGCUCCGACAGCGGCCCGCCCUCCCCUCCUCAGAUCCAGCCCAGCCCCGCCCAGGCCCCGCCCCCGCAGGCCUCCGCAGGCUGCGCCUCCCCUCCCAAACUCAGCCCCCAGGCCCCGCCUCGGCCCGGCCGAGCUCCGAAGUGCAAGCGGAACGCCGCGUCCGCCCCCACCGCCAGAUCCUUCCUGCCGUCCUCCCCCUCCCUGUCUUCAUCGUCCACGUCCUCCUCUUCGUCUUCUGAGGAUGAGGAGGACGAGGAGAUUCUGGAUCUCUCGGUGCCUCUCGAGGUCAAAAGGAACCCCAGGCGCCGCUGCGGUCGCCGUGGCGCCCAGACCGACGACCCCCCCGCUUGUCAGGGCGCCGAAACCCUGCCCCUGCAGAGCCCCUCGGACCCCCCUCUCCUCUCCCUGGAGAACCCGCGGGGCCCCUGUGAGGGGGACCCCGACUGGCACCCGGAGAUGGCCCCGUGCUGCACCAACGUGGUGGUGACGGACGUGACCACGAACCUCCUCACCGUCACCAUCAAGGAGUUCUGCUCGCCGCCCGAACUGGACAAGUCCGCCCCCCCCAGCCCCUCGUCCGACGCCGCCGACGCUUCGGACGCUGCCUCCCGUCGCCGCCGCUGUCCCCCGCCGCGCCGACCCCCCAGCCCAAACCGUGAACUGCAGAACGCCCCGCUCAAAAGCCUUGAAAAAUCAGCUUCUGCUGGCUUGAUCUACAUCCCCCCCCCCCCCCCAAAAAAAAAUAUGCACAACUGCAGAAAAAAGUACUGUAUUUAUUUUAUUUUUUUCCAUGUAUUGAAACACAGUGAGCUCAUAUACAGGGUGCUUCUGUUUUCCUGUUUAUUACACGUACAGUACUGCAUGCUGAAUCGCCACAGACUCACCGCGUGUUCCUGCAGACUUGGGUGCGUUCACACCUAACAAUAGAGUGGCACUUUAAUUUAAAGUCCAGUGCAUGCAGGUGUAUUAUUGUAUCAAAUUUCUUUCCGCUUAUUGUGCUCAAUUGAAUUUGACUUACUAGUAUGCAUACGACUUGCAUCGAAACUCGUGAAGAUGGUUUUGCAUUCUGAUGCAUAAUGGAGCUCCCCUCUCCCCACUCAUACAUGCAAAGGACUAUAUAGCUAGUUAUAUAUUUAUAUGCACGCACAGUGUUUAGGCCGGGACGGGUUUCAUCAGUCAGACGAUUAAGCUGCAGCUGCCCCUCUUCCCUCCCCUCGCUGUCUCUCCUCGCCUGGCGGUCCUCCGUUUCUGAAGUCUGACACGACUCUAAACUGAUCCUCUUUGUACAUAGGGCUGUGGACUGCAUGUGUAAUAUCCUGCCGUGUUCUUCAAAAGACUGCCAACUUUGUAUCCCUGAAACACCUUUGUUUUGUUUUUGGUUUUUGUUAUUUUUUUAAAUGAUCAUGUCUGUCUUGAGUGUGUAAUUUUUAAAUCUUGUUCACGUUGCCCCUCCCCCCCUAACACGCACCUGUAUGAAGUGUGGUUAGGAGCUGCUACCUGUCGAGAGGUCCUCACAGCUGAUGACGGUCCGGUCCUCGUUGAAAGACGGUCCGCGUCGUGGUGCAACAGUGGUUGUAUGAAGAAUUGCCAUUGUAGGGCUGUGAAGAGUGAGCGUCCUGUGUUUUAUUUCGUAAUCCAGGUGAAACUCCUGGUCCGUAUUGUGUUUUUUGCGAUUAUAAUAUGUGGUUCUGUAAUAGAUGUGGAAAUGUAUAGAUGAAAUAAAAAGAAAGUUAGACUCCCGUA